Molecule: messenger RNA, 2182 nt
Organism: Zeugodacus cucurbitae (melon fly)
Lineage: Eukaryota; Metazoa; Arthropoda; Insecta; Diptera; Tephritidae
Exons: 3
Coding region: 135-2138 (667 amino acids)
Source: RefSeq, a predicted model, not a curated record
GUUUUUUUUUUCAUUUUUAGAAUGUCUACGACAUUAUUCUUUAUUCAAAUCUGUUAUUAUUUUUUUACUCUUAUUGAUAAUUUUUUUAGUUAUCCCAAAUUGACCGCGCUAAAAUUCUGAGUCCAAAUCAAACGAUGUUUGCACGCGCAGAAAACAACAAAAUAUAUUCUAAACCGGUAAGACAGUAUUUAAACGAAUGGACAAUGCCGAACGUGGUGAAUAAAGCCAAGACGAGCCAAUUGAUGAAAAUGGAAAAAGAAAAUGAGAACAAGGAUUUGAGGCGCAAGUUGAAGAGUCUACAUAAAGUAACUGCAGUAACCUUUCGUUCGCUCUCAGAGCGGUCACCAGGACUGGUCAACAAGGAAACCGUUUGGGAUCGUUUGAGUCGCGUCAAGAAGAGCGCCAGCAAUGAGGGGAACUUCUUGUUGGGCGGCAAAAGUCGUACGCUAAUACCGGCAGCGAAGAGUACACUACGCCUACAACAGCAACAACAACAACGCAUGACAACACAACGUACGAAUAAAAAACCGUUAACGCCGAACACAAAUCUCAACAAACGCGUAACGGAGAAGAAAUCUGUCAGAAGAAUUAAGAGCAAAGCGACAUAUUUGAAUGAAUUGGAUUUGGAUAUGAAUGCUUUCAGUUGUAAGCGCGUCAAAGAGAUACUAACUGCGCGUAGUAUUUGCAAUUCGAAGACUUCUUCGGAAGAAUGCUCGUUGAAACAGGUGUCUGCGCGUUCGGAAAAUGUCAAUUGCUUACUAAAUGAUCAUCUCAACAACGAGUAUGAGUUCGAAGACUCCGAGAUGGAGAAGCAAGGGGAGUCACAGGAUUCUUCGGAUGAUUUUGUGGUUGCGCCACUGAUGGCAGUGCCCACAACAGACUCAUUGAAUAUGAGCGCAACAAUUUCUUCGAACUUCCGCUGCCUAUUGGAGGGUAGAAAGAAGAAUAUGGCGCCGGAAGAGAUAGCCACCAUUAAAAAUGUGGUGAAAACAGAUGAGCGGCAUCGUCAACUGCAGCCGAACGAUUCUAUACUCUUCAAAGAAAUACUCAAGACACAGUUGAAGGAGAUUAUACGUCAGGAGACGGUGGUGAAGUCAGCGUUACAUAAUCUAAACGACCAUUCCGUAGUGAACAUACCAACUACCAUAGCUAUACCAAAGCCCGUCCUAGCGCUGGAUGUGGAACCGAAAAAGCAACAAGUGGAUGUGAUCUUCAAAAAUGUGCCCACACUGGAGAAGGAGAUUAUCAUACUGAAGGCGUUGGGCGAGAAAUUAGAAGCCACUUUGAAACGCACCGUCUCACAAGGUGAUAUUAAGUUGCACGAACUCAAUAAGCUCGCUACAACGCUCGAAACGAAGUGGCAUGUCAGCCACCCUGAUAAUUUUCAAUUUGCCUGCAAUGAAUUCCUCUCCAUGGGCGUGCGUCGAUGCAUCGGCCUUGUGCAGGAGUUUCGUAUGGAGCACAAGACUAUUGUGGAACUGAAGGAGCAAGCUAGUCACCACUUUUAUCUACCUUCCAACAAAGAUAGUACGGAACUAAAGCGUACUUCGUUUAAACGUCUCAAAGAGAAUCCCGAUUUGCUGAUGCGUUACCUAAAGCCGAAAAGCACACUCGUGCCAUUCAAUGUGCUCGAACAAGACCCCUGUUUCUUCAAUAGUUUCCUCUACUCCCCUUGUGUCAUUGGUAGUUUGGAAAGCACUGUGUCGCUACCGAAAGACAUGCACGCUGCAGAGGCAGCUCCGAAGACACCAACAAAGGAAGCUGGCGAUAGCGCUCGCAGCGCGCGUGUACCAUACACGUAUGAGAAGGAGCCAUUGCAGAUCGAAGAGAUACAAUGCACCAUAAAUGAAGCACUCUAUAAUGGACAACAACAAUCAACAACGCGCAUUCAGGCUGAAAUCCCCACGACUCUAGAGGAAAGAGCGGUGAACACGUCACAUGCGCAUGUUUGUCUAUGUGAAGCACCGUUACGUGGACGUAAACGUCGACGUAUACGUCGUCAUCACACCCCGCUGUCACCGGAGAGCAAUCCGGAUCCGAAGAAUAACAUUUUCAAAACGAUACUCGUAGGUAGCGUACAAAUAUCCGUGUUUCUUCUACUCAUCAUGGCCAUUACAUAUCCGGAUGUUAGGUGCUGAAUUGCUUGAGUUAAACUGGCUGUAAUGGUGAAGCGCGCUUAUAA